GCUGCCUGCCACGUUAGUCAGUCCCAGCUGCAAAAACGGCAAACAAGUAAGGAGAAAAUUAAAUUAAUUAACAAAAAAUAAUAAGGGAAAAGACAGUAAAGGACAGCAGGCGAUUUACGAAAUUACCAAAAGCACCCUUCACGAAGAAGAAGAAGUCAAAAAACGCUUCACAGAGUAAAAAUAUCAGGGCGGUGUUUGUAACGCAAUUAACGGGAAACCAGGCGGUAAUUUAAUUGUUAAACCAUAGAUUAAGGAGGGGGGAGUUGGGUGGGAGAGGGUAAUUAUUAUUAGUUAAUAAAGCAAUAAAUACUUAAAAAACAUCUAAACUAACAGCAUUAAUAUCGCUUAGUCAAAGGUCCGGGACUGUACCCAAAGUGUCCGAUCUCACGUGAUCAUGCCUCCCCAGCCCAAAUUCCCAUACCACUCCCCCUUCUUUCUUUCAAACCCAAAAAACAAAUAGCAAAAAUCCACGUCAGCACAUCACAUUCCUUCUCAUUGGUCCAAAUUCGCCCAACCAGGCCCUACCUAUCCACGUGUAACGUCACACGCGCCCACUUCUUAUGCGGCGCAUCGUCAUGCAGAUAAAGAAAUACAGAAAAAAAAAAAAAAUCCCAACCACAAAGGACGGACUCUCCAUCUCCGUUCGGGUCGACCCGGGUGGAAUAAAACAAAAAAAAAGGGUAAGUAAUUAAACAAUUUUCUUUUAUACAGAAAAAGGCUUCACCGGGUAAACGGAACGGAGGAAUCAGAAAUUGAGUGUUUUAUGGUACGGGUUACGGCUAAUUCGGGAUGGCUAUAAAAGAAUCGGUUUGGGUAUCCCAACUUCCGCUCAAUCUCUUGCUUCUUCUUCUUCUUCUUCGUUUUCUCUCACUCACUUUAUUCUUCUUCGUCCUCUACUCCUCCUCCUCCUCCUCCAGCUUCAUAUAGUAUUGUGAAGGAAGACUGUUUCUCCUCCCUUAUCUUUGAGAUUUUGAUUUUUCUGAGAAUCCAAACACCCUCCUAAGCCUGGAAUCUCUCCUCCCUUGCCCACUUUCCUUCCCUUUUGUUCCUCCCCUUUUCGCCUCCACCCUUUUCUCUGUUUUCCAAAAAACAGAGUGCCAACAGAUCUUUUUGAUUCACUCGAAGGGAGAAGGGGGCUGAUUCCUGGAGAACAAUUUUUGAUUCGUUUGUUCUCUCCUUUGUAAAAGCGAGCUACUCUCUCUCUCUCAGUAAACUACUGGGUUUAACUUUCCUGAGAAAAUCUCUUUUCCCCUCAAUCUUUGUUGGUGAGUGAGUGAGUGACAGAGUGAGUCUGUCAGUCCUUCAUCUCUCCUGUUUCACCCAUUCAAUCGCCAUUUCUCUGUGUCUCCUCUCGACCCUUUUCCUCUUUGCCUUUUUUUCUUUGGUUGUUGUUGUUGGUGAGGGCAGGGCACACCACGCUUUCCCUUUUGCGGUCUCUCGCCUAUUCGUACAAGAGUGAACACUUUCUCCUUCUUCGUGCUUUCACAAGGGAGCACGCUUUUAAAGAAAGUUUCACAAAUCUCCAUUAAUGUCUCAGAUUAUUUCUCCCCCUUUCAUACCUUCCCUUUAAACCCCUUUCUUCUCCUUCCUCCGCUCUUCCCCCUUUAUUCUCUACCCUCUCGUGGCUCCGCCUCGAAAGAAUCUCUCUCCCCUCUUUAUAAUUUGAUUUCUCGUCCUUUCUCCCUUCUCAAAUGCCAAACUACCCAUAGCUACAGAAUCAAACAAAUUUGGCCGAAAUGGAUACCAGCGUUCGUUCCCUCGCGCCGGUCAAGUUCAGCGAGUACCGGAAUCAUACCAAGCUCGUCCGUCCUCCUUUCCCCGCGGACGACUCUGUUUCGUCGGAGAUGAAGCCCACUCGAGUGGUCAGGAUUUCAGUGACCGACCCAGAUGCCACCGACUCGUCCAGUGACGAGGGGGAGACGGAGCUUUUUGCUCCGCGGCGAAGGGUGAAGAAAUUCGUCAGCGAGAUAACUGUGGAGUCCUCUUGUUCUGUUUCUGGCGCCGGUUCCCAGUACGACGACGUUUGGGGCGCUAGAAGGAGGAAAUCGAGGUCGAAGGCCACGAGGUCGAAAUCUUCCACCGGUGGAGGCGUCUUGUCGGUGAGGCCGACGGAGCCGGCAGCAGCGGCGGCGACGAGGAAGUUCAGAGGUGUCCGUCGGCGGCCGUGGGGGAAGUGGGCGGCAGAGAUAAGAGACCCGCUCAAGCGCGUGAGACUCUGGCUAGGCACCUACGAUACAGCCGAAGAAGCAGCGAUGGUGUACGACAACGCGGCAGUCCAGCUGCGUGGACCCGACGCGCUCACCAACUUCCUCACCCCUCCGCCACAUCCAACGCCCACCACCGCUUCCGCCGCUGCUCCUACCUGCAGCUCGGAAUACAACUCCGGCGAGGAGUCACGCAACGACAAUAAGGCUGUCGGUGGAAGCCGUUCUCCGAUCUCGACGCUCCGAUUCCCGUCGCCGUCGUCCCAUGAAGAGGCCGAGUCGCAAUCACAGUCGCAGAGCACCGUCACGGCGGCGAAAGAGGAUUGCUCAGAAAUCUCAGAGUUCUCUUCCAUGGAUGCGCUCUUCUCCGACGAGGCGUACGAUUUCAAGAACUCCAUGCGAGACAUCUUCGACGAGACCAACCUGGCGGUGGAAGGGUUCCUGAGCCAGGAUUUCGGCGGGGACAUUUUCACCGGCGCAGUCGGGUCGGACGAUUUCGGGUUCGGAUUCUCCAGCUGGAACCCGGACGAUUGCUUUCAAGACAUCGGUGACCUGUUCGGGUCCGACCCUCUGCUUUCUGUAUGAGAAGACGACUGGAGAGAAGUCCGGCGAGUUUGAGCUCGUCGGUUUUUUUCUGGCUCCCGGCAUAGUCUUUUUUUUUUUUGUUUUGUUAUAACCGGCGGGUAGGGAAUGGGGAAAAAAUCCGACGAAGAAUCUUUGGGUUGUUAAGUUUCCGUUUCUCCUUCCUUCCUUCCUAGUAUCAAUUUUGUCCCCUUUUUCGUUUUUCUUUUUUUUCUGUUUAGGAAGUUGCAUCAAAUUUUGUCUAUUUUAAUUUUGAAUGAAAUAUGUUAAUUGUUAUUAGCAGAACAUAUAUUAUAUUAUUAAUAUAUAUUAUUGUUAUGGAAAUGGAAAUGAACGUCAGUCACAGUAACGGUGACGGUCUAAGUUUGGGCUACGUGUUAUCCGGCCUGCUUACUUCGGCAGUUCGGCUGGGUUAGUAUUUGAGAGGGCACGUGUUCUCUUCACGUGACCGCAACUAUUUUUGUGAUUUAAAUUAAAAGAAUAAUAACGCAUGAACGCUUAUUAAGAAAUAAAUUAUUUUUGUUUUGCGAAAAAGGGAAGUUUUUUUUUAACCUUAGGCGAAUCCCACAUUUAUGCUAGUUUUUUUGCUAUAUAAAUCAUCAUGUAACACGUUAGGCGAAUCCUACAUUAACAAAACACGGGAGAGAUUCAUGGUUCAUAAGUAAGAACUAAUAAAUCCACAUUAACUGACAAAACGCGUUUUGAGUGACCUCAUGUGAAGUAACUUUGAUGUACAUCUCAAUCCAAAAUCCGUGAAAAUUUAAACCUGAAACGAACAAUACAUUAUUGAAAAAAAAAGUUCAAAAUGUUACACAUGAUCAUAUGCUUGAAAAAUUAAUUAAAGUUCAAACACUUUAUGGUCUUGAAUAUGUCCCAUUGAGAGAGGGGUCCAAAAAUAGCUAUUAUGGAUUUAAGCCGACACUAGUUUGGGGUACAAUUUAGAAACACAGAGAUAAAAUGAUACAUAUUAUUGUCAGCUGGCACUUAACUUGUUUGGCAAACAACAAACAGAAGGACGGUAGAAGAUUUAGAAGAGCGUGUUGGAUUUAUGGGAUGAAAUCUAUGGCCCGUCCAUAUAAAUAGAUUACUUGCAAUUUACAGCACCCGACUUAUUAGUAUGUACCUAAUAACAUCAUAACUAAAACGUGCAUUAUUCACCACUGGAUUUCUAAUCUAUCAAACAAAUUUUACACUUCCUGCUUACUAGUUAGGAUUGUUAAAAAAAAGCCUUACAAUGUAGAUGCCAACCCGAGGUUCAUUAUGACUUGCCGUAAUUGAAUUGUCUUUCUGCAUGUUUCUAGUAUUAUUAUACAGAUAUUUUGGACGAUUCGACAUUAUUAGAAGUUUGUAGAUGUGAAUUUCACAUAAAAAAAGUCCCUAGACGAGAGACUUACAGAAGGAGAUGACAAAAACAACGCACAUUUGUGGUCUUUUCUUCCGAUUCUCAUGAAUGAGUGCGUUGGAGAAUUGAUUUGUUAUUAUGAUGUACUAAAUUGGGUAAUAUUAAUUGCUGCUUCAUCGCUCUAUCGACUCCUUUGUUUCCAGCAGUUUUGGUAAUGGUCAAGAAACUGUUAGAAAUCAUAAUAAACAGUGAAAAAACCG
Messenger RNA from Linum trigynum, 4388 nucleotides. Lineage: Eukaryota; Viridiplantae; Streptophyta; Magnoliopsida; Malpighiales; Linaceae. The record is from the annotation of a GenBank genome assembly.